GGCGGAGCCGCCCCGCCCUCGUGCCGGAAGAGGCCCCGGGGCGGCGGGAGCGCUUCCGGGGCAGCGCUGGAGGCGGCGGCGGCCCGGCAGCGCCAUGACGUCGCUCCGCGCCUUCACCUGCGACGACCUGUUCCGCUUCAACAACAUCAACCUGGACCCGCUGACGGAGACCUACGGGAUCCCCUUCUACCUGCAGUACCUGGCGCACUGGCCCGAGUACUUCAUCGUGGCGGAGGCGCCCGGCGGGGAGCUGAUGGGUUACAUAAUGGGUAAAGCAGAAGGCUCUGUGGCUAGGGAAGAAUGGCAUGGACAUGUUACUGCUCUCUCUGUUGCACCAGAAUUUCGACGGCUGGGUUUGGCUGCCAAGUUGAUGGAACUAUUGGAAGAAAUCUCAGAAAAAAAGGGCGGAUUUUUCGUUGAUCUCUUUGUGAGAGUAUCAAAUCAGGUUGCAGUAAAUAUGUAUAAGCAACUAGGCUACAGUGUGUACCGGACAGUGUUAGAGUACUAUUCUGCUAGCAAUGGAGAGCCUGAUGAGGAUGCUUAUGAUAUGAGAAAAGCUCUUUCCAGAGAUACGGAGAAGAAAUCUAUUAUACCUCUUCCUCAUCCUGUGAGACCAGAAGACAUUGAGUAACUGUAAACUGUGAUUCUCAGGCAACAUGCUAAGAAUUUUGGGUUCCCUCUCUGCCUGCCCCCCAAAACCUUACGGAUGAGAAAGCAUAGCCUCAAUGUUUUUUCCCAUGAAAUACCAAAAGCAAUAUUGAGAAGUUUACUUACACUGCCUUUACUGGUAAUAGCUGCAUACUUUUGCACUUCCCCUAGUGAGUUUUCUUUUCAAAUAUUGGUAAUGCAGAGACUAUUAAAUGGAAUCACCUGGUGACAUGGUGCACGGAGUGUUUUUUUUCUCAGAUCAAAAAUAACUGGUCAGUAAUAGUAAAACUCCUAAAAAUGCCAUUAUUCAUGACCAAUAAAAAUAUGAUUGUACAAUACCCAGGAAAAGGAGCAAGGGGAGGUAGUGUAUUAAUAUUUUCAUAGAAAAGAUACCUGUUACAGAUAAUUUGGAUGUUUUCUUUCAAUUUUUGUGGCACAGGGAUCGGCUGAACUUAGGUUCACGCUCAAUUUGGAAAAGCCAGGCAAAUAAAGAAGUCAAGGCUUUGCAUCUACUGUGGACCUGAUUCAAGACCAGUUCUGGGUAUCAUACAUAACCUUAACAUGCUGCGUCCACUGAAGUAAGCCACAUGGUCUCACCAAAGGCUUUUGUGGGCACAAUGUGUAUUAUGUGCACGAUGUACCAUUUGUACCAUUUGGCGGGGCCAAAUGGUAUAUGAGCCCCAGGCAAGCCAUGAGGGAGCUCAUUCUGCCUGGGCUGCACUUUGGGGGCAGAAGCAGCUCCCCGCCGCUAGGACCCCUGCGGGGUUUGUUGCCGAGCGAAGGUGGCGCACCGGCUACACCGAGGAAAGCUGCAGCUGGUGUGCUGCAGCCGCGGGUUUUCCAGGAGAAAGAGCAGCCCGACUGUCCCAGCUGUCCGGGCUCGUGUGCGUCCGUUUGCCUUGUCCCGAUGGCUGGUGUAGACGAUCGCUCACGUGCCCCAAAGCUCCUUGUGCUGAUGUUGGAUGUGCCCCUCGGCAAAGGACCGCAUCCCGUGUGUUCAGCUUUUCUUCCUUACCGUGUCGUACGUAUAUAGGAGAAAAGCUCUUUCCAGAGAGAUGGAGAAGGAAUUAAUUAUACCUCUGCCUCAUCCUGUGAGACCAGAAGACAAUGACUGACUAACUGUAAGCUGCGAUUCUCAGGAGUCGCAUGGCUGAGAGUCUCGGGUUCCUUCUCUGCCUGCCCCCCAGGGCCUUAGGCAUGAGAAAUCUUAGGCUUAAUGUUUUUCCCUAUGAAAUACUGUCGCGUUAAGGGGCAUAGCUGACUAACUGUUACGGUUCUGGUCGGAUUCAGGGUACUGAACUGUCACGGUCACGGGUUCACCUAAAUAACGUAGCACACCCUCGCUCUAGUCGCGUUCAAUGAGAACUGUCACGGCUAGGAACAAUGCACUGAACAGCAAUUUAUUACAGCAACAAGGACACAGGUUCUUUGGAUCGCCGGCGGUAAAUUCACUGUCCGCGAAAGCAAGCGAGCACGCGUGCUCAGCGCUCAGUGGUCGCACCUUGGAGGCACGGAGCUUUUGGGAUGGAGGUGUGUUUUGAUCUUAUGAUGAUACUAGAAUGAGCAAAAGUUCCCUAGAGUACAGUGUUUUGUUAAAAACAUGACAGGUCGUUGGCUCAGGGUAGCAAACGUGCAGCUUAUCCGUCUCAGUGUGCACAAGAGCAUCGGGUCCCCAUCUGGUCGCAGAGCCUAUCCGUGGUGUUUCCACUCCGCCUUACGCUCCGUCCUGUUCCUUAGAGUCAGCACACCGCGUUCCCCUGGUGCGAUAGCAUGUGAAGUUGGAGGCCUAGGGAACGCUUAGGUAGCGCAGCUGCCCUCCACCCUGAAAGCUUCUUCAGUGCUGUACGCUUUCUUUAAAAGGUGAAUAUGAGUUUAAUUGGCCUAGUUACUUCAGGCAAUUACUCCGCAACUACCCAAAGCAGCGAUAGUGAGAAGCCCACUUCCAGCAUCCGCUCCCCACGCAGGGACGGACGGGUGGACAGACGGACGCCGCUCUUUGCCUUGCCCGCCAGGGGAAGGGGAGAACGACCGGGCAGGGAGCCCCACCGCAGCCCCCCUCCCGGGAGUCCUGCACAGCAGUUUAAUAAAGUUUGCUUUCCGGCCCGUG
Molecule: messenger RNA, 2755 nt
Organism: Cygnus olor (mute swan)
Lineage: Eukaryota; Metazoa; Chordata; Aves; Anseriformes; Anatidae
Gene: NAA20
Product: N-alpha-acetyltransferase 20, NatB catalytic subunit
Exons: 10
Coding region: 95-631 (178 amino acids)
Biological process (GO): N-terminal peptidyl-methionine acetylation
Cellular component (GO): NatB complex
Molecular function (GO): protein-N-terminal amino-acid acetyltransferase activity
Source: RefSeq, a predicted model, not a curated record